UUUUCUUCCCUUCAAACAUCACCAUUUCAUCAUUCUGCAUUGUACUUCUCAGAAUCAAGAGCUUUGAAUCAGRAAGAAAUGAAGCGUUCACUCAUGUUCAUCGCUUUCCUGGGAGUGGCAUUUCUUUGUCAGGACGUUGUAGGACGAUACAUUGACGACGAGGUUGAUGAGGAUCAGGACUGGGAAGUUCCGCUGAACAGGCAGAAAAGAAAUCUUUGGCAAUUCAAAAACAUGAUUAAAUGUGCUACUGACAGGAGCGCUUGGGACUACAACGGCUACGGAAAUUGGUGCGGAGCUGGAGGCAGUGGAACUCCUGUUGAUGGAGUGGAUAGAUGCUGUAAAGCCCACGAUCAGUGCUACGACAGAAACCAAAAAUGUAACCCAAAAUGGAAUUCCUACAAAUACUCAAGAUCUGGAAAGGGUGCCAGUUGCCGCAUCACAUGUCAUAACUAUCCCAAAAACGACCGUUGUGAGUUGAAUGUUUGCUACUGCGACAAGAUCGCUGCAGAGUGCUUUAGACGACACCCUUACAACAAAAAACACAAGAAUUGAAAUGACUACACAUGCCAGAAAUACAUGGAUAUAGAAACAUAGAGAACUCGUGUUAAAUGAAUAAAGAAGCAUUAGAAAAUGAA
Messenger RNA from Exaiptasia diaphana, 635 nucleotides. Its product is annotated as phospholipase A2 A2-actitoxin-Ucs2a. The record is from RefSeq and is a predicted model, not a curated record. Bases 79 to 552 code for a protein of 157 amino acids. Gene Ontology annotation, molecular function: phospholipid binding; calcium ion binding. NCBI's taxonomy places the organism in Eukaryota, Metazoa, Cnidaria, Anthozoa, Actiniaria, Aiptasiidae. The transcript is spliced from 5 exons. Gene Ontology annotation, biological process: lipid catabolic process; phospholipid metabolic process; arachidonate secretion.